Bemisia tabaci is the source of this 5914-nucleotide messenger RNA. The record is from RefSeq and is a predicted model, not a curated record. Lineage: Eukaryota; Metazoa; Arthropoda; Insecta; Hemiptera; Aleyrodidae.
UUAUCGAUGCACGGAUAUCUGGAGUUCAGCGAUCCGCCUGAGCACUUCACCUACCCUCUCUCGUUUCCGAACAAGGACUGGCCCAAGAAAAAUGACCCCUCUUUCAUCGGAAUAUUCUACAGCAAAUGCCGGAUCGGAGCUCUUAGAGCUUCCGACGUAGAUCAGCGCGCACCAGGAGUCUAUUUCAGGCUGGAGAGAGAUUUGCAGUCUCGGACGGACAUUUUUGGAGUAGAAAUGCGAGAGCGCUUAAUGUGGGACAUUCGCGAAGGGGUCGUAGGGGCUGAAACUUUCAUCCCCAAACACUCUGUAAUCGUCACCUGGAAGAACAUGUCUUUCGCCGGAGGCAUAGAUAACUCCUUGUACAAGACGAACACGUUUCAACUGGUGCUGGCGACGGAUGAGGUGUUCACGUACGCUAUUUUCAACUACGCGGAUUUGCAGUGGACGAGUCACACGGAAGCGGGAGGUGACACUUCCGGCGGCGAAGGAGGAACCCCCGCCUUUGUGGGUUUCAACGCUGGAAACGGGACUCGCAGUUAUGAUUACUAUCCUUAUUCCCAGAGGUCGACAAUUCGAGAUCUCACUGGCCGUGGCUGGGCCAACGGGUUUCCCGGACGGCAUAUUUUCCGAAUUGACGAAAACAUCAUGCUCGGAACUUGCAAUAAAGAUGCCGCUGGAGCAACUCUGCCGCUUGUCUUUGCCCCCGAAAGUGGAAACAUGCUUGGUGGAACGGUAGUCAAUAUAACGGGACCAUGUUUCACCCCCAACAUGAAAAUUAGAUGCAAAUUUGAUAUCGUUGAUGUGGUGGGAACAGUUGUGAAUAAAAAUCGUGCCAUUUGCGUACAGCCUCUUCUAAUGGCAGAAGGAUACGUAAUUUUUGACAUUGCAAUUGAUGACGACAAGUACAACUGGAAAGGAAAAUACUUCGUAGAGACACCUGCUACUGCGACAGAGCGCAUAUUUUUCGAUACAAAAAGUGUUCACGAGCCAUACCCCGAGGAGAUCAAAAUAAGCUGGAACAAAUAUAAUUUAACCACCAAUUUGAAUGCCCCUCUAAGAAUCUCGCUUUAUGGCUACAAGGAAACAACUAUUUUACCGCAACUUCUGUACAUUGAUCUGCUGGAGGAUGGAGUACCAAAUACCGGAUCCUAUUCAAUAUCUCCUGGGAGCUACCGCAGUCGAAACAACGAGAUGAACGUCAAGGAUCUCCGCUUCGGUUUCAUACAGAUUAAUCUUACCGAUCCGAUAUCUCACGCUGGGAUUUCUGUCACUCCUGUGUUAUGGAGCAAGCCGAUUCCAUUGGCUUGGUAUUUCUCGGGUCAGUGGGAAAGGAUGUACGGCCAACGGUGGGCAGAGCGCAUGUGCGAUGAAUGGCUCAAAAAUGAUCGUUACCUCAAGAACUUUGCCGCAGAGGUUGCACAGUGUCCUUGCACUCUAGAACACGCUUUGGCGGACAAAGGUAGAUUCCUGCCUGAUUUCGAUUGCGACAAGGAUGCCAAUCCAGAUUGCAGGUACAAUAAAGGGGCUGUUCACUGUGUUCGGACUGGAGCGCCAAGUUUGGAGGGCUCUGAGCAGCAAUGCUGCUAUGACAAAAACCACUAUUUGAUGCUUUCUUACGACCAGCAAUGGGGAUCUAGACCACGUCGCUCCCAUAAUCUUGGCUACAUUCCUUGGACAGAAGCAAAUAAGGUGCCGACGUUGUCUCAAUGGUUCCACGACAUGAGCCCGUUCUACAUGUGCUGUUUAUGGCAGGAGGAGCAGGCCGUCGGUUGCGAAACCUUCCGAUUCGAGCGGCGCCCGUCCCAAGAUUGCGUCGCUUAUCAGUCGCCCACCGUCGGGACCGUUUUUGGAGACCCACACUUCAUUACUUUCGAUGACGUCCAGUACACGUUCAACGGCAAAGGGGAGUUCGUCCUCGUCCACACGAACUCGGAAAAAACAAAGCUGGAUAUCCAAGGAAGAUUCGAACAGCUUCCCGACAAUAUUUACGGCCCUGUCAGAGCAACACAGCUUACUUCCAUCGCAGCGCGUGACAAUACAUCUGCAAUCAUUGAAUUAAGGGUCCGGCCCCGUCACGCUCAAUGGCGGUAUAGAUUGGACGUGUUUGCGGACGGAAAGCGUGUCUAUUUUGAUCGACCUCCAUAUCGUAUUCAACAUUUCCAAGGAGUCACCGUUUACACACCAUCGCAUAUCCUAAACCAAUCAGAGGUCGUCGUCAUGUUCCAGUCCGGUGUCGGAAUUGAAGUUGUCGAGAACAUAGGAUACAUGACCGCCAGGGUUUACUUACCGAUGCAGUUCAUGAAUCAAACCGUUGGACUUCUUGGGAAAUGGAGCCUUGAUCAGAGUGACGAUUUCGUGCUCCCAGACGGCUCUACUGUCAACCCUAAUCUGAACAACUUUGAAAGGGUUCAUAGAGAUUUUGCGAUAAAAUGGCUACUGGAGGACCGGGAAGACAAGAAUAAAGGAGCAGCCCUAUUUCACCGGGAGUACGGACGCACGGCCAGUUACUACGCCAGCGAAUAUUUCGUCCCAGAAUGGCGGUCCACUCCCUUCGACAUAAUCCCGGCAAACCGAUCUCAAGAUGUCAUAAGAGCAAAUGAACUCUGUGGUGACUCGUACCAGUGUAAAUACGAUUAUGCGGUCUCUUUGAAUCGCGAUCUUGCCUACUACACUCUGUCCUACCAGAAGCAAUUCACGGCUAUCAAAUCGCAAAAUUCGCCCGAAAAAAGAGUGAUUUCUUGCGGGAUCCUGGAGACCCCGCGCUUCGGGCGGAAGAGUAACUUUUUAUUCGUUCCCGGAACGAAGGUAACCUUCGAGUGUAACCAGGACUUCGUUCUGAUCGGUGACCAACGAAGAACUUGCACUGCGGAUGGUCAUUGGGACAUCCCUGAAUACGGCUACACGGAAUGCCUUCGUCACGUGGAGUACGAAUCGAGGAACGCGUGGAUAACGAUAGGCAUAAUUGUAGUCAUAGUGGUACCAUUGUUAGUGGCGCUCUGUUGCUUCGCCAACUACGUCGUCCGGAAGCGUCGGUCGCUGGGUCCGGCCGGGGCGCCCGGCUCCUGGCAGUACGAGUCCGGCCCGGCGGCCCGGAAGCGGAUGUCCUUCGUCCAGGCCCUCGCCGGGACCCGCAGCCCGGAUCGCGAGGCCCGCUCCAAGGACCCGGAGAUCAACAAGGAGCUCUCAAACAUCUCCUUCACGCUCCGCAGCUCCGAGUCCUCGACGCCCUCCUCCAAGGACAAACCCCUGCCGGUCCUCUACGACGGCAUCUACCGCACCCACGAGCCGCUCCCCGGGAAACCCAACAUCGAGUUCGAGGACAAGGUCUGGGACCUGGAAUACGAGGAGGACAACACCACCCUCGGCAGCGAUAUCUCCACGCCCAUGUCCUCGCCCCAGUAUGCCGGGCCCGGGGCGAGGCCCCCGAGGGGGGCGCCGUCCCCCUCGUCGCUCCCCGCCUCCCCCUCCACCCUGACCUACACCCGCCAACCCCAGCAGCGGCAGGCUCUCCCUCGCCCGGUCCCUGUUGCUGAUCCCACCCGCCCUGUCCCCUCUAGCAGCGCUUCCCCGGACUCCACGGCUAGCCCCCCUGCCAAAACCCCCCAAAAACGGACGCAGAUCCAGACUUUGAUUUAGGAACAGGGUGGCAUUUCAUGAUAAAUAACAUCUUGAAAUUUCACGUGAAACUUUUCAUGAAAUGUCAGAAAUUAAUGAUAGAUAUUGAAAAAUACCGGUUACUUCUCAUGUGUCGCAAAAUUUAAAAAUUGUGACUUUCUCCUAAUUUUGAGUGAGUGCGGGUUGCAAACUUUAGCCCCUGAAGAAUAUGAAAUUAUAUCUCACAGCCUCGUGAUAUUUCACUGAAAGUUCCAAUCUUUUAUUUCUUUCUUACGUUUCAUGCCACCCAGUUUAGGAAUCUUUUGGUAAAAUUCUCGGUGUUGACUGAAUUUUGCGAAAAGAACUUAACUGGAACUGGGUUCUCCAGAUUAGUGCUGCGGAAUCGCUCUCAACUCUUAUAUGAGAAAUAAAAUUCUGAUGUACAAAGAGCUAAGUUCGUCAAUUAUUUAAUAAGUCAUUUAAGCGAAAUUAAUGAUAAACUUCUACGUAAAGGACUUGUCUAGACGUACAAAACUGUACAUAAAUAUGUAAUUUGAAUGUUUUUUGAUAUUUUAAGUCGUAAAGUUUAAGUUGUCUUUUAAUACUCUCGGGUUUCAACCAAUGAGCUUCUUGAGACCUGUACGAUUAAAAUUGUAUUUCUAUAACGACAAUACGGGUAAGUCUUGAUGAAUAGUUUCCUUGUAUAUGUACAUUCGAAAUGUUGAAAUUUUCAACCAUUUAGAUAGAACAAGAUAGGAAAUUUUGUACUUGAAAGUAGUUUUUGCUUUUCUUGAAGGAACAAUAUUUUUAAUUCAUCGAAAGUUUAUCUUUAGGAAAGUUCAAAUGGAUAUUUUUUCGAGACGCAUAGUUUUCGUUCCACUAGUUAUUCACACGCGGACGAGAUGAACAGUUUCAAGGAAAAGAACAAAAAAUACGUGUGGGUAAUAUUUUACAUGCCUCUGUUUUAAAACUGUAGCCUGAAAAUUGCUAAGUUGCAAUCAUGUCAAUAUUAAUAUGUCAUGUCAAUAUUAAUUGUCAUAUUUAAUUAUUUAUUCAAAUAACACUGCAGCUUGUUUUUCGUGCUAGCAAACGCUCAAGAAAGAACAGGUGAAAACCAGUAGGCGAAAUGAUAGGAAUGUAAAAUAUUGCAAUGUAAUUUAGCUCUCUCAGUUCUUGCAAAUUAUAAAUGAAAAAAAUUGAGAGAUACGAAUAAUUAAUUGAAAGGAUCCUCUCUUCAUUUUUUGUAUGUUCAGGAGCAAUAUUUUUGAAUCCUGUUUUUCAAAUGCACCUUAAGCCCUCAUCUCUUUGUAAGAAUUUCCUUGCUUUUCCAAUCGUGCACAUCCUCACUCUCAUCAUGUCAUUCCGCACUAUUGUCACAUCCAUCUGUCGGAGCAGUUAGAGAUCACCGGCGAAUCGCAAUCUAUUUUUGUUGUAAAAAAUGGGUCAAAAUUCAGGUGAAGAGGAACAUGAAUGAAAGUACUGAUACUUAAGCUGGAAAUUCAAUUUCCACCUGAAUGCAUGGCACCAGCUAGCACCUUCGCAAAUGCGUAUAGUAAAAUCGGGGUUUGACUCGGAAAGGCGACCAAACUGACUCCCCGACAACGCGGAGAGUAUGGCCAGGAUUUGAAGGCGCUAAAAACCGAGUUCGACUGCAUGCCACUUGCAAAUUGCCGUACAUUUCUGACUGACUGCGACUUUCACUCGAUUAACAUGCCUCCUUAUUCUUUGAAAGGAGUGUCUUUGCGCUAAUGAUGGUACCACAAUCUUAUGAUUCAAGAGGUUCCUAACAAUUAUUUUUUGCGUGUUACUCCUAAUUGAGUACUGACUCUCGUAUUUGAGUUUCAUCGAGUCAGUCGAUUGUAUUUUACCAACCCGUUCUCCGAGGAGAAACGUUGUGAAAAAAUACAGUUGUAUGGUUUUAUGUUAGCUUUAACUUUCAAAUCUCGUAAUAUGUUCCCUGAAAAGCAAACAUUCAUAUUGGUUAGUCAUGAUUUUGUCGUUUAAGUACUCCAUAUUAUUAUUACGUUGAAUGAUAAAUUAGUCAAGUACUGAUCAAAAUUGUUAAAUGCAAUUUUCACGUAUGUGAACAAAUUAGUGGAAUGAAAACUAUGGUUUUGUAGCAUUAUUUGAUGAGUAAAUCAAGUGUCAUCUUCCUGGUGACACGCUUUCUAGCUUAAGCGCUCUGACUGAGGGUAUGUGAUAAUUUUGUACAUUAUAUUCCCCCCUCUCCUUAUAUCUUGCCGUCCAAUGCUGCCGCUCAUGUGAGUACUUUUGUUUAAGUAUACAUUUUUAAUAAAGCUCUUCUAAAUUUAGGACUCAA